AUGUGGACGGCUGUGCCGCUACUCUUGCUCCUGACGUCCGCCGUUAGUGCCCUCGCCACACCGGCAAAAACCGUACCACCACAAGUGGUUGCGCACUUCGCUAUAGAGACCCCAACUCCAACGACUACAACGCCAGUCCGUGAAAUACGCCGUGAAUUCUCGAUCUCUAUUCCUCCAGUUUCCAUACCUCCGGUGUCUAUACCUCCAGUCUCUAUCCCAAGCAGAACGAAAUAUUCGCAUGUGAACACAUGCACGCCGACGAUCGCCCCCGACAAGAACGGCUGGGUACCACCAUCAGAAUGCAAUUCACUCUACAACUAUUACCCUUCAUUUGCCGCCGCAAUUGCAUUUGCUGUCCUGUUUGGUGUGAUAAUGGUGACACAUUUUGUCCAGGCUACUAUUUAUAAAGCUGGAUUCGUCUGGGUUGUCCUGAUGGGAGCUACUUGGGAAUGUGCGGGAUUCGUGACACGGUCGCUUGGUACACGCGACCAGCAGAGCUCUGGUCCUCCGUCCUCAAGGAUCCCUUUAUGCUACAAGACAUUCUCUGACCACCAUCAUACAAUAGGGGUUAAUGCCUUUGACUAUAUGGUCCUUGCCCGCAUGAUUCAUUUCUUCCUUCCAAGUCGGUCUAUUGGUAUCUUCAAGCCAGCCCUACUGGCGAAAAUUUUUGUGGUUCUGGAUUUUGGGGCCUUCGUCAUUCAGCUUGUCGGUGGCGGCAUGGCCGGUCCUGGCCAAAACCCUGAGGCAGCUAUGAGAGGCAUCCAUAUCUAUAUGGGCGGUAUUGGGAUCCAGGAAUUUUUCAUCCUUCUUUUCCUCGUCCUUGCCAUCCAGUUCCAUCGCCAAAUGCUCCACCUCGAGCGUACUAGAAGGUUGUCAGGCAUGAAACUGAAGUGGAGACCUCUCCUGUACUCGCUAUACAUCAGUCUUCUCUUCAUCACUAUUCGUAUCGUUUACCGGCUAGUGGAAUUCUCAUCUGGACAUACUGCAUCCAACCCUAUUCCAUACCACGAAUGGUAUAUAUACGUCGAGUUCGAUGUGGAUGCAUUGAAAGUCAUUGCUGCAAAGGCGGUUGACCGCCAGUCGACCAUAAGUAUCAAAAAGCUGGCAGAAGGAGGGUUCAAUAGAGUGUUCAUUCUUACUAUGGAUGAUGGAUUUGAAGUCAUUGUGAAAAUCCCAUAUUUAUUAACCGUCCCGCAAAAACUCACCACCGAAAGCGAGGUUGCAACUUUGGACUUCUUACGCGAAACUGGCAUCCCUGUUCCUAAGGUAUACUCCUGGUCAUCGGACAAGGAGAAUGACGUUGGUACCGAGUAUAUCAUCAUGGAAAAGGCUACGGGGAAGCCCUUGACGGAUCGCUGGUUUGAUUUAACGCCUAAGGAGAGGUUGAAGCUAGUGACCAGCUACGUUGAUAUUGAGAAGAAGCUGUUCUCCUUUCCCUUUGGCGCCCACGGAAGCCUGUACUACAAAGAUGCGUUGACGCAAAAUCUCAAAGCUAGGUUAUACCCUCCCAGUGAAUCAGAGAAUGAUAGCCGCUUCUGUAUUGGGCCUAUUACGGAUUACAUGUUUUGGCGUGGCCGACGUGCUGGAUUUGAUUUAGAUCGAGGGCCUUGGAGAGAUCACUGUCAAUACUUGCAAAGUAUUGGUCGGCGGGAGCUAGAAUGGACAGAAAAAUUUGGGAAACCCAUGAUGAAUGAUUUCCCUCACAAUGCACUCGAGGGCAUGCCAAUGGAGAUCCCACACGAUAUCUACAUCGAUUUGCUCAAAAAAUAUCUCUCGUUGGCACCUUAUAUAUUGCCGGAGGAUCCUGCAGACCCCGUAAAUAAGCCAACAUUGCGACACCCAGACCUUAACCCAAGCAACAUAUUUGUUUCUGAAGAAGGCGAGAUAUCUUGUCUUAUUGAUUGGCAAUACAGUACGAUCCUCCCACUCCUCCUAGUGGCAGGAAAUCCAUCGAUGUUUGACAAUCCUGACUCCGAGCCUCCAAAAAAUUUCGAGCAACCAUCUCUACCACCAGACUAUGACACCUUGGACGCAGAAGGAAAAUCACACGCCGAUGAUCUUCAUCGACGAAGGAUGUUGUUCUGGCUAUAUAUGGUCUUCAACGGAAGGGACAACAAGCCUCAUCUUAAGGCAAUCCAGUAUCCGAUGCUAAUGCCACGCCAGCAUCUAGCCGAGAGAGCAGGGCUUCAAUGGACAGGAAACUUCAUCACCUUAAAAGGCGCAAUCCUCAGGGUCAUUCUCAACUGGGACAUGAUUCUAGGGAAACGGGCUGGAACCGUCAAGUGUCCUGCCCGCUUUAGCAAGGAGGAGGAGGAACAGUUUUAUGCGCUAGAAGAGCAGUGGUUCCAAUUCAACAUUUUAACCGAGCACUGGCACUCGAAUCUAGACGAUCUAGGCCAGGACGGGUGGGUUAGAAAUGAAUCGUACGAUAAAGUUGUCGCCUUGAACAAUGAAUAUAAGGAGGAAUGGCUGGCUAGGGGAGAGGAUGACGAUGACCGACUCCUGGUUGAGAAGGGUUGGCCGUUCCAAGACCACGAGGAGGCGGACUAA
Messenger RNA from Arthroderma uncinatum, 2550 nucleotides. Its product is annotated as phosphotransferase family protein. The record is from RefSeq and is a predicted model, not a curated record. The transcript has 5 exons. NCBI's taxonomy places the organism in Eukaryota, Fungi, Ascomycota, Eurotiomycetes, Onygenales, Arthrodermataceae. The coding region runs from base 1 to 2550 and encodes 849 amino acids. Gene Ontology annotation, cellular component: mitochondrion; membrane.